AUGGACCGCAUUGGAAGCAAAGCCUUCCAGGGUCGCAGUUCGUUGCAGAGCAUAACAAUUCCAAACUCUGUGACUUCCAUUGGGACUUUGGCUUUUGAUGGGUUGCAGUUCAUUGGAGAGCGUGACGAUUCCAAACUCUGUCAAGGAAAUUUGGGAGUCGGCUUUUCAGGGAUGCAGUUCUUUGAAGAGCGUGACGAUUCCGAACUCUGUCAAGCGUAUUUGGGAGUCGACUUUUCGGGGAUGCAGUUCUUUGAAGAGCGUGACGAUUCCGAACUCUGUCGAGGAAAUUUGGGCGUCGGCUUUUCAGGGAUGCAGUUCUUUGAAGAGCGAAAUUUGGGCGUCGGCUUUUCAGGGAUGCAGUUCUUUGAAGAGCGUGACCAUUCCAAACUCUGUGACUUCGAUUGGGGCUUGGGCUUUUCGGGGAUGCAGUUCUUUGAAGAGCGUGACGAUUCCGAACUCUGUCGAGGAAAUUUGGGCGUCGGCUUUUCAGGGAUGCAGUUCUUUGAAGAGCGUGACCAUUCCAAACUCUGGUUGCAGUUCAUUGGAGAGCGUGACGAGUCCAAACUCUGUGACAUCCAUUGGGACUUCGGCUUUUCGGGGAUGCAGUUCUUUGAAGAGCGUGACGAUUCCGAACUCUGUCAAGCGUAUUGGGGAGUCGACUUUUCGGGGAUGCAGUUCUUUGAAGAGCGUGACGAUUCCGAACUCUGUCGAGGAAAUUUGGGCGUCGGCUUUUCAGGGAUGCAGUUCUUUGAAGAGCGUGACCAUUCCAAACUCUGGUUGCAGUUCAUUGGAGAGCGUGAUGAUUCCAAACUCUUUGACUCACAUUGGCUUUUCUGCCGGUCCCUGCUGCUACCUGUGGAGAUGGCAGAGCCAUUGGGUCCUAAGGUCUUCAUUUGGGGAGAGCCUGUACUCCGCAGGUACUACACCAUCUAUGACUUGGCCAACAAGAGAAUUGGUUUAGCACUGGCUCGACAACCCGUUGGACAGGCAUCUUCGCCUGCCAGUGUGGGUGCGCCACCUGCAGGUUCCUUGCUGUCAGGCUCGCCAUUGGCGCCGUUGACGACAGAGGUCACCACCUAA
This is a messenger RNA of Cladocopium goreaui, 1080 nucleotides long. Lineage: Eukaryota; Dinophyceae; Suessiales; Symbiodiniaceae. The record is from the annotation of a GenBank genome assembly.